Colius striatus (speckled mousebird) is the source of this 2081-nucleotide messenger RNA. It is a transcript of the gene CUEDC1, whose product is annotated as CUE domain containing 1. The record is from RefSeq and is a predicted model, not a curated record. Bases 290 to 1408 code for a protein of 372 amino acids. Gene Ontology annotation, molecular function: ubiquitin binding. NCBI's taxonomy places the organism in Eukaryota, Metazoa, Chordata, Aves, Coliiformes, Coliidae. The transcript has 11 exons.
CGCCCCCGCCCCCGCCCGCCACGUACGUCUCCCGUCCCGGCUCCUUUCCAUGGUUCCCGGCGUGACUGGUGCCCGCCGCCACCGCCCCCGCAGCGCGGCGCCGACCGCCGGUGGGAGGAUGCUGCAGCGCGCCGGGGGCUGAGGCGCGGAGCCGCGGGGAGCGGGACCCCCGGCGCCCGCUCAUGCUGCCCGCUGGCUGCCGGGGCAGAGCCCCGUGAGGAGCCCCCCAGGAGCCCUCCUGGCCGUGGCCGUGCCCCCGCAGCCGCCGCGCCCCCGCAGCCGCCCCGCCAUGACGAGCCUCUUCCGCCGGAGCAGCAGCAACGGCGGCUCGCGCGGCGGCUCCUCCGCGCAGGAGCUCAACAACAGCCGCCCCAGCAGGCAGGUGCGACGGCUGGAGUUCAACCAGGCCAUGGAGGACUUCAAGACCAUGUUCCCCAACAUGGACUACGACAUCAUCGAGUGCGUGCUGAGGGCCAACAACGGUGCCGUGGAUGCCACCAUCGACCAGCUCCUGCAGAUGAACCUGGACGGCAGCGGCUGCGACGACAGCUCGGACUCGGAGGACAGCAUCCCCCCCGAGAUCUUGGAGCGGACCCUGGAGCCGGACAGCUCUGACGAGGAGCCUCCUCCCGUCUACUCGCCCCCAGCCUGCGAGCGCCCGGCCUCGGGCAGCCGCUGCCCCCGCGCGCCGCCCACCCCCCCGCCCAGGACAGACGUGCUGGGGCCUGGCAGCACCCCAGUGCCCAGCCGCUACAGGAACUGGAACCCGCCGCUCCUGGGCAACCUCCCCGAGGAUUUCCUGCGCAUCCUGCCUCAGCAGACAGCUGGCACACAGGGCUCCCCUGGCUGCCGGCAGCCCGUGCCACGGGGGCUGUGCCCGCGGGGCCAGCCCGGCCUGGAGCAGGAGCGGCGCUGGAAGCAGUACCUGGAGGACGAGCGGAUCGCGCUGUUCCUGCAGAACGAAGAGUUCAUGAAGGAGCUGCAGAGGAACAGAGAUUUCCUCCUGGCCCUGGAGAGAGAUCGAUUGAAAUAUGAGUCAAAAAAAUCCAAGUCGAGCAGCGUCGCUGUCAGCAACGACUUUGGUUUCUCCUCUGUAAUAUCAGGUGAGGCAGCCCCCUGUGUGAGCAGCGAGGCCGGUGCCGUGUCUGACGAUGCCUUAUUCAGAGACAAACUGAAACACAUGGGAAAAUCCACACGCAAGAAGCUGUUUGAGCUCGCCAGAGCCUUCUCUGAGAAGACAAAGAUGAGGAAAUCAAAAAGAAAACACUUGUUGAAGCACCAGGUGAUGGGGACGGCGGCUUCCACAGCAAACCUGCUGGAUGACGUGGAAGGCCACUGGUGUGAUGAAGACUUGCAAGCACGGCGGCAGCAGCUCCGAGAGGAGGAGACGCUGAAGGAGGGGCAGUAAACAGUGAGAGGCCCCGGGGACGAGCACUUCCCGGUCCCAGCACUGGGGUUUAUUGCUGGCACAGGACGUGCACGAGGCUUCACAAGGAGAUGGCUGAAAAAGGAAAACAAAUCACCCAACAAACAACCCAGUUUUUUUGGCUGUUCCCCCUCUGCUGUUGUACUCCUCUGAAGUACAAGUAUUGAAGUGAGGCACAAUGUUUUCUUACCAGCAGUUUGAAAACAACUUCUAUCCAGCAAAUCAGCCAAAAGGGAGGAAGAAAAAAUAAAGGGAAAAAAAAACAGGGGCAGCAGCUGGUGUGAGCUGCUGUGGAGGAGGCAGCAGGGCUGGGGCUGGGGCUGGGGCUGGGGUCCUGCCCGCUCUCCCGGCCACAGGAGGAAUGGAAACCGUCUGUACUAAGGAGGAUGCUGACGAGGGUGCGUCACACGUGGGAUCUGCGUGGCCAGAGCACUCCUGACCGAUCUCUGCAGCCAUCUGGUGCAACUGUCCUGUGCAGGAGCAAAACACAGACACGAGAACGGGAACCUAACAGCCGUUGUCUACUAUUGCUAGGAGUAAAGAGCAGAGAUUCACAUCAGGUAAUAGUCAGAUAAUAUACAUUGUUUAUAAGAGGAAAGGCCUUUUCCUGGGCGUUCCACUCGGAAUUAAACCUUUGCCUUCGGCAUUGCUCAAA